Ruditapes philippinarum (Manila clam) is the source of this 3089-nucleotide messenger RNA. RefSeq names its product carbohydrate sulfotransferase 15-like. Bases 473 to 1858 code for a protein of 461 amino acids. The transcript is spliced from 9 exons. Lineage: Eukaryota; Metazoa; Mollusca; Bivalvia; Venerida; Veneridae. Gene Ontology annotation, molecular function: N-acetylgalactosamine 4-sulfate 6-O-sulfotransferase activity. Gene Ontology annotation, biological process: hexose biosynthetic process. The record is from RefSeq and is a predicted model, not a curated record.
CGAAGAGAAGAAAACAGCUGUCUAAUGAUUUAAUUCUUUACGGUUUUUUUUUAAAUAUCUUAUGCUGAAUUCACGAGAACAGAUUCUUAAUCAAUUUAUAAAUAUUUUAUUAUCUCUGUGAAAAUAUCAUUUCAUCUUACAUUUUCAACAGUUAGGAAUGAAUGUUUUGUAAGAAUGGUGAUAAUGGAUUUAUUCACGUGAUUUUAUAAAGAUGAAUUCUUUAUUUUCUCUUUUAUGGAUUUGAGUUGACGUGGCUGACAGGAAAAAAAUUUGAAUGCAUGAACAAUAGAUUCUAAUCCGCAAAUUCGGAAAAGACGCUAGCUUUACUUGGAUAAUAUACAAUACAAAUGUUAUUCCUACGUGUUGCCUGAGAACGUAGUACUUUACGUGUAAUAUUUCGUUGCCAAAAUAACUUAAGACAAUAACACUGUUAUUUGUUUAUUAUAUCAAACUAAAAACCACCUGAACUCCUAUGAGGUCAUUGGUAAUUGUCCAUAUGAUAGUCCGGAAGUUUAAAAAUAAUACUUUAUAUUUGUUAUCAAAGAUGUUACGGCAAUUUACAAAUAUAAGGGCUAGAGAUGUCGUUAAGUGUAUACAAGUUGUUGUAACCAUCAUUUUACUGGUAUAUCUUGGAACAGUACAUUUACAUGGAUUCUUUUCAGCAAAAGAAAAAGAAUUUAUAGAGCAAAGAAGCGAAGCAGAAACUUCUUCCCCGUAUAAACAAGAAUCACUAGAAAAAUAUAAACAACAUAUGGCCAAACAGGAAGAGACAAAAACAAUGACAACAAAAGCGCCACCAAUAAUUGAUAAAGAUGUUUUAAGAAGAAAUGAUACAACCCCAGAACUAACGGAAAAGUUACCGUUCUUACCUGAUUACAAAUCACCGUGCUGGAAGGAACUGGAUGAGGUUCUAGGUCCGGAAGUUAAGAUUAACUGUUUACCAUAUUUCUAUGUUGUCGGCGUCUCCCAGUGCGGAACUAAAGAUCUGUUUGAAAGACUCACCCAACAUCCUCUAAUCUCAGGAAACAUGAAAGCUGGAAACCGAUGGUUCACAAGACUACGUUUUGGAGGUUUUCCGUUACUAUCGGAUUAUUUACAAUACUACUAUCAUGCCGUGGAAACAGACAUUAAGAGAAUUACAACUAACGACGGCUAUCACAACGCCAUAUUCGGCGAUUUUACACCAUCAACAAUUUGGGACAAUCACUUCUUACAAAGCGCGGCAAGGAAAAAGAACGUGACGGACCCGCCAUAUACAAAUGCUGACGUCAUCAAACAUCUGAAUCCGAACGCUAGAAUUAUUGUGCUGUUGUGUGACCCUUUAGAGAGGCUGUUCAGUGAUUAUAUACAAAUUGCGGAAGAUUUCGAAGCCCCGCCCCUCGUCGACGAAUUUCAUGAUCAUGUCGUAAAUGCAAUGACCAGGUUCUCCAAUUGUUUGAAGAACAACACGUAUCUUAGUUGUGUGUAUUUUGGGAAACCCUCUUCGUCAUAUCGAGCUGCAGGGCUGUCACGGAUAGAGAUUGGACUAUAUCAUACACAUCUAGCGAAUUUUAUGAAGGUUUUUCCGAAGAAUCACAUGCUGAUCAUCAGCAAGGAGAUGCUUGACAAAGAUUCCGCUAAAAUUUUACAAAAAAUCUUUGAUUUUUUGGAUGUUGGUCCAAUAAAAGAUCCUAUAGUAUGGCAGCAUAUCACGUCAUUUAGAAACACCGAACAUUCACGACCGAUUGGUGACAUGAAGCCGGAAACCAGAAAACUUAUUCAAGACUUUUAUUAUCCACACAAUUCAAGACUUGCUAAACUGAUUGGACAAGAUUUUAAUUACAAUAAAAAUACAAGUAGCCAAAGACGUCUAAAAUAAAUAUGGAAGUUUAUUAAAGGCACAUUAUGCCUUAGAGAUCCAUAUUGAACAAACAUGUGUUUAAUAAUGUUAUAAUAAUUAAUUUGUAUGUUAGAUCUUUAACAGCUGUAGAAAUAGCACUGAUAAGUUGUUAAGUUAGCAAAAUGUAAACAAUGAAGUAUUUUGACUUCCAUACAAAAUACAAAUUCACUAUGAUUGUACCAAUGGCCAACAAAGCAAAAAGGGCAAAGAUAAAUAUUUUUUUGGAAACUGUAACAAGAUAAUAAAAAUAAAACGUUUUUAAGAAAUAAAAAUUAUAGCAUUUCUGAGGCAUAAUGGGCCUUUAAUUAUAUUGUAACACUAAAUGUCUUGUUGGUUACUUUUCUAUUACCACUGUAUAAAAAUGUCUGUAUUUUUAAAAAAUGCCAAUAUUGGAGGCUUUCAAUCAUCUGUUCUGAAUUGUCUAUGUGACGGGUGGCACGUUAGCAGACAAUUUUUUGUUCUUGCCUGGAAUAAUUCUAGUGACUUGUAUUUCUUUGACUAGAUAAUAUCAAAGCAGAAACGAUGAACAUUUAUUAAGUGUUUUUUACUUUGUUGUGUCAAUGUGUUUCCGCAUUUUCUCUGCAAAAACUAAAGACACGACAGAUAUGUAAAAACACGACGCAUUUUAUGUGUCGUAUCAUCGUUCUUCUUCUGUCGUUUUUCCCCAUGUUGAGAAAAUGCAAAAACACGACACGACAAAGUUCCCUUUUGUUACUUCAUGUUUUGACGAAAGAGCGAAAAUACGACAUGGCGUAAAUCAGCCACCAUACCUCUAUGUCACUGUUUACAUGUUUUUCCAAGUACGUUUUUACUGUGGUAACUUAUUACUCUUUCAAGAUGCUUUGUAUAAAGAACACAAACAAUUACACGUGAUACUUUUAUGAUUUUUAUUGUCAAAAUUUCAAGUUCAUUAUUUAGUUAAAACAUAGUUACGUUGUAAAAAAAGAUGUUCUUAAAUACAUGAUUUUAAUUUCAUUCCUGGCCAUCAUCAAUUUAUGUGAAGAAUGCAUUUAAAACAAUGGGGAAAAGACCAAACAAAUAGAAUUAAAGACUGCAGAGCUAUUUCUUAUGAAACAUUUUUUUUUCAUAAUAUUUAUAACCAUAACAAUUUCCAUAUUUUUGUGGAAUAUUCUUGACAGAGUUAUAAAAUGGAAUGUCAUUGCUUUUUAACACACAUAAAUAUUGAAAAUAAACAGAAUGGACAAAAUGC